AUGAGUAUCAUAGACCUUCCAGUGUUUGGUGGUCUGCAAGGAGGAGUCAGAGACCGACAAGCUGGGGGGGUUGGGAAUGAUUUAGCGAAUCUCUCACACAAGGAGAUCAGCUGCUCAUGUAGCCAGGCCCUGAAGGUUGUGAAAGGAGUCUUUCCUGUCAUUGACUGGUUCUCCAGAUACCCAAUAAGAGAGUGGCUUCCCGGUGAUGUCAUCUCUGGUGUUAGCACUGGUCUGGUAUGCAGUUUACAAGGCCUGGCAUAUGCCCUGCUUGUGUCCGUGGCUCCAGUCUAUAGACUCUACUCUGCCUUCUUCCCCAUCCUCACCUACUUCCUGCUGGGCACCUCCAGACACAUCUCUGUAGGUCCCUUCCCUGUCACCUGUCUAAUGGUAGGCUCCGUCGUGUUGACCCUCGCCCCCGAUAACCACUUCCUGCUUCCUGGGAAUGGCACCGGUGUGAAUGGAACAGAGGCUGAUGGGAUUGCGGUGGAUGUGGAGGCCAUGGAGGCCCAGAGGAUCAUGGUGGCGUCCUCCAUGACUGUGCUGGUCGGGCUGUUCCAGGUGGUAAUGGGGCUGCUCCAGGUGGUCUUCCUGGUCCGUUAACUGUCAGACCCCCUGGUGGGCGGCUUCACCACGGCCGCUGCCUUCCACGUCCUCAUCUCCCAGCUGAAGAUAGUCCUCUCCGUCCCCACUAACAACCACAGCGACUGCUUCUCCACCCUCUGCACGCUCAUCGACGUGUUUACCAACAUCAGACAGACCAACAGAGCUGACCUGGUGGCCGGGCUGCUCACCAUUGUCAUCGUCAUGGCCGUAAAAGAGGUCAACACCAAAUUCCGGCACAAGAUUCCUGUCCCCAUCCCCAUCGAAGUGAUUGUGACCGUGGUUGCCACUGGAAUCUCCUACGCCACGUCGCUGGAGUCGUGCUACGGCGCCAGCAUUGUGCACAGCAUCCCCAGGGGGUUUGCUCCAGGUCAGCCCCCCAACAUAGAGCUGCUGUGGAACAUUCUGGGCUCUAGUUUCUCUACAGCGGUAGUGGGCUAUGCAGUGGCUGUCUCUGUGGCCAAGGUAGUAUAUGCUGCAAAACACGGCUACACUAUUGAUGGCAAUCAGGAGCUGAUAGCGUUCGGGUUCAGCAAUGUGUUUUGUGGCUGCUUCUCUGGCUUUGUGGCACGCACUGCACUGUCCCGCACCACUGUACAGGAGAGCACCGGUGGCAAGAGUCAGAUGGCUGGUAUAAUCUCAGCUGUGAUGGUAAUGAUUGAUAUCCUGGCUCUGGGGCACCUCUUGGAACCCCUGCAGAAGUCAGUGCUGGCAGCCAUCGUCAUCGCCAACCUGAAUGGAAUGUUCAUGCAGGUGCCCACACUGUGGAGACAGAACAGAGCAGACUGUUUCAUUUGGCUGGCGACCUGCCUGGCUUCUGUGGUGUCGGGACUGGACGUGGGACUGCCGGCUGGCCUGCUGUUUGAGAUGGGAACUGUGUUGGUCAGGACACAGUUUCCUGCAUGCUCUACACUUGGAAACAUACCCGGCACAAAAUACAGGAACAUGAAAGACUACAAGAAUAUUACAGAAGUUCCCGGAAUUAAGAUUUUUAAGUGCAAUGCUCCCAUCUACUUUGCCAACAUUGACUACUUCAAAGAGCGAUUGAGAGCCACGGUGGGGUUUGACUCUGGCAGAGUGUUCAAGAAGAGGAAUAAGGCCCUCAAGAAGAUUCACAAGCUCAUAAAGAAAGGGAAACUGAGGGCGACAGAGGUACGAUACAUCAUUAACGAGUUCCUACGCAUCGGAGUCAACGUCUACAUCGCAGGCUGUGACGAUGGAAUUGUAUGGAAAAUGGAAGCAUUGGCCUUCUUCGACUUGGAGGUCAUACGAGAUCUCCUCUUUCUCUCGGUCCACGAUGCCAUCCUCUUCAUCAAACUGGAGACAGCCAAUGGGAGCAUGCAGGAUGCCAUGGUUGAGGGGGUGAGGGACCAGGAAAUCUGUGGAUUAUUCUCUUAUUUUAAUUGAUGCUCAAACAACUGACUAAAGACUGUAUUUACCUUGCUAUCUUGUCUUUGCCAGCUUUCUCUAAGGCAGGACUGCAAGGAGCCACC
This is a messenger RNA of Oncorhynchus keta (chum salmon), 2093 nucleotides long. RefSeq names its product pendrin-like. Gene Ontology annotation, molecular function: sulfate transmembrane transporter activity; bicarbonate transmembrane transporter activity; oxalate transmembrane transporter activity. The record is from RefSeq and is a predicted model, not a curated record. Gene Ontology annotation, cellular component: membrane. Lineage: Eukaryota; Metazoa; Chordata; Actinopteri; Salmoniformes; Salmonidae. Gene Ontology annotation, biological process: transmembrane transport.